Raphanus sativus (radish) is the source of this 1053-nucleotide messenger RNA. Its product is annotated as transcription factor bHLH114. Gene Ontology annotation, cellular component: nucleus. The transcript is spliced from 6 exons. Bases 28 to 885 code for a protein of 285 amino acids. The record is from RefSeq and is a predicted model, not a curated record. Gene Ontology annotation, molecular function: RNA polymerase II cis-regulatory region sequence-specific DNA binding; protein dimerization activity; DNA-binding transcription factor activity, RNA polymerase II-specific. NCBI's taxonomy places the organism in Eukaryota, Viridiplantae, Streptophyta, Magnoliopsida, Brassicales, Brassicaceae. Gene Ontology annotation, biological process: regulation of transcription by RNA polymerase II.
UAAACAAGACCAACUACAAUUAAGAACAUGACGGGAGAGUUUGAGAUGGCCGGAACUUGGUGGAGUUCGCCAAUAAACACCGCCACCUCCGUAUUCUCUGGCUACUCGCUGCCACGUCACACUGAGAGUAGCCUCGAUAUCACAGAUUUCGAGUGGCAAAACUUCGAUAACAAAACCAACGAUCACAAUGAUGAUUUUAUGAACAUGCAUAACAGUUUCUUCGAAGGAUUAUUCGAUCCGAAUGAGCAAUUACUGUCAGAUUCUUGGCCAAAAACUACAAUUUCUACCGCGAAAUCUGAGCUACUCGAAAGCUUCCCGUUCUUAGAUAACAUGUUCUUGAUCAAUUCAGAAGCUCAUGAUCAUAUCAAAGACCAUAAGUCUAAGGAACAAAUCACACAAGACUGCAUGAAUCUUACUCCAAAGAGGAGUGAAAGGACUGAAGAAUUAAAAGAGACAAGCGAUGAAUAUUCACCACGAUUGUUAAAAAGGUCAAGAAUCGAUACAUUAUCUCCAUUGCCAAGCUUCAAAGUUCGUAAAGAAAAACUAGGUGACCGAAUCACUGCGCUUCAGCAACUGGUUUCACCAUUUGGCAAGACAGAUACGGCUUCUGUUCUUAACGAAGCUGUAGAGUAUAUCAAGUUUCUUCAAGAACAAGUCACUGUAUUGGUUAAUCCAGACCAUAACACCAGACAAUCUGUUCAACGACAGCAGUGUUCAGACAAAGAAGAAGAAGAAUGUAAUUCAAGAAGACAUGAAGACCUAGCGAGCCGUGGGCUAUGUCUGAUGCCGAUCUCAGCAUCAUAUCCAGUGGCUGCAGCCGCGGCUUCUGCUGCCGAGAUGAACACAUAUGACUUCUCGAAUCUUACAUUCGCGAUGAACUCAUAAAUUAGAUACAUAAACAAAGAAUUAAAGCUCUCUUACACAUUUAAAAAGAAACGAACGAGAGGGUAUAUAUCUUGUAAAGUUUAAUGUUUCUUUUAUACAAUGUAAAUGUCAUGUAAUACUUCAAGGCCUAAAUUGUUUGUUUGCCUUUUGUUGCUUUUUGUGUAUACU